AUGCCCUCACACUCCAAGAAACAUGGCCAUUUGUAUGUUCGAUCGUCGGAGUUAGCCUCUCGACGGAAAGCAUCAGAGGUUGAACGCAAAAUCGGAAAAUCACUUCCCUUCUAUCAUUGCUGCUUAACAUCUCAACCAAUCACUGGUGAACCAGUUGCUACACGUGAUGGGUACAUGUUUGAUAUUUUAAAUAUUUUACCAUGGAUUCGGAAACAUCAUAUUCAUCCAAUUACUGGAGAGCCAUUAGAAAUGAAUGAUUUAAUACGAUUACAUAUUAAAAUGAAUGAAGAAGGAAAACCUUAUUGUCCUGCUACAAAUAGAAUUUUCACUGAACAAUCUCAUAUUGUUGCAAUUGCCAAGACUGGAAAUGUAUAUUCUUGGAACGGUAUUGAGAAUUUGAAUUUAACAGAGGGUGACGUAAUGCAUGACGUGCUUACAAAUGAGGAAUUUACAAAAGAUGAUAUAAUUACAAUUCAAGAUCCAAAGAAUCCAAGAGACAUCACAACAAUGCAUCAUCAAGCAGAAAAAAAAAUUCAAGAAGAAAAAAAGAGAAGAGCAUCAGAAGAUUCGUCUAAUUUAGAAAAAGUCUCAGAGUAUAUCAACUUAAAUAGUUCAACUUCAAAAGUUUUAGAAGAAAUGGAAAGACGAAAAAAGAAAAAGUUAGAGAGCAAUGAGGAAGAACAAGAGCUGAAAAGUAAUCCUCUUAGAGGUGGUGAGCAAAGCUUUGGAAUAUUAAGUAGCGACACAAAAGCUUCUUCACUCACCUCUUCUGUAAUGAAUGUUAGAACUAAAAGUCACGAAUCUGAAAAGAUCAAUGAACAAUAUUGGAAGGAUAAAACUGCACAAUAUGACAGAAUUAAGAAACAAUUUAAAGACAAGAAAGCAUAUGUUUCUCUACACACAAAUUUCGGAGACUUGAAUUUUGAAUUGUAUCCGUACUUGUGUCCACAAACUUGUGAUAAUUUCAUUGAAUUAUGCAACAGAAAAUAUUAUGAUGGUGUUAAAUUUCAUAGACUCAUUAAAGGGUUUAUGAUUCAAGGAGGAGAUCCAACAGGUACCGGAAGAGGAGGAAAAAGUAUUUGGAAUAGUGAUUUUAAAGAUGAGAUUUCAGGCAAGCUUCGUCAUGAUGGUUUUGGAGUAUUAAGCAUGGCCAAUCGAGGACCAAACACCAAUUCCAGUCAAUUCUUUAUUACAUUCAAGGCUGUACCACAUUUGGAUAACAAACACACAGUUUUUGGAAGACUAGUUGGAGGAUCUAAAGUUUUAGAACAUAUUGAAAAGAUCAAAACUGACGAGGAAGAUCGACCUCUUGAAGACAUUGUUAUUGAAAAAACAAGUGUGUUCUACAGUCCAUUCGCUGAGGAUGCAAAAAUACAACGAGAAUUGGCAGAGAGUCAACAAGUGAUCAACAUUGACUUCUCAAAGAGUGCUGCAACGAGUGGAAUGAGAAACUCGGAGAACAACACUUCAGAACAUGGCCAUGACUCACAACAAUUCGGUCAUUGGUUUUCAAAUCCAUCUGGAUUGAACAAGAAGGAUACGAUACAACGAGGAGAUGCCACCCACGACCGAUCGGUUGGAAAGUAUUUGAAAUUGAAAACAUCAAACUCCAAUCAGCAAGAAUCGUCGGAUUUCAUUCAAUCACUCACAAGGAAUAGCAGCUCCUUUCAGACAUCCUCAUCUUCCUCUCUCAUGAAAUAA
Molecule: messenger RNA, 1701 nt
Organism: Naegleria fowleri
Lineage: Eukaryota; Heterolobosea; Eutetramitea; Acrasida; Naegleriidae
Exons: 1
Coding region: 1-1701 (566 amino acids)
Biological process (GO): protein peptidyl-prolyl isomerization; protein folding; protein polyubiquitination
Cellular component (GO): catalytic step 2 spliceosome
Molecular function (GO): ubiquitin-ubiquitin ligase activity; peptidyl-prolyl cis-trans isomerase activity
Source: RefSeq, a predicted model, not a curated record